CGUAGCUACUUGAAACAGAUACAACGCUGAUAGUGCGGGUGUGAGUAGUUCGUCAGGCAAUUCAAUUUCAAGUGUCCGUGCGCCAGGGUGGAUAAUUCAUCAUCAUGUCCUUCAGCCAGAGCUAACACCGACUCUAACCGGUCACACACACACACACACACACACACACACACACACACGCACGCACACACACACACACACACACACGCACACGCACACACACAGAGUCCCUGACGUAUGCUACCUCCGCCUCAGGCUCUCAUCAAGGGCAGUUUCUUCAGGGCUCUUAUUCGGGACUUGCUUCUGAAGCUCAGCAGAACAGAAUCGCAAGGCGAGCGCCGGGGAUCGCGACUCCUCGUCGCGUCAUCCUCCUUGGCUCUGAUUCCUCAUGCUAGGCUGCUUUUGAGGCUGGGUUGCUGUUCUUAAUGGUCUCCGGCUGUGAGCGAGCGAGAGAGAGAUGACAGCUGCAUCAUCGAGUUGAGCAACCCAAACUAUUUGCUGACUAGGAUUCGAACUUUCACAAGCUUAAGAGACAUACUCUUGGACUCCAGAAAAUGAUGGCAGAUCUCAGAAUAGGUAAUUGAUGGAGUGCCAGAUGAAGUUGAAGCGGUUCAGCGAUGAAUCACAGACUCACAGCACCAGAGUUCAAUCUCCCACCACUUUUCAAGUUUUGGACUUGACGACCUAUCGUGAAUAAACUGUUGCUUUCCACUUGUGGGAAGGAGGCAAGCAUUUGAGGAAACUGGGUGCUUUAGUAUCCCUUGGGAGGGGAAGCAAAGUGAAAAAAAAGCAAAGUGAAAAAGAAGCAAAGUGAAGAAAAACAGAGUCAUAUAUUUCUGGGCAGUUCAUAGCUCACUGCUUGGGGGACUCCCCAGCAAAAAUGGAGCACGGCCUGGUUGGCUUACCAAUCGUCAGUAGUAUUGGCAACCGCUCUGUCACUGGCCCUCAUUGCUGCGCACUGCAGCUGGCCAUCGAUGUUGGGCAGAAUCGGACGCUCUCUACGACUCCCCAUGGUCUCCACAAAGGCCUUACACUGUCUUCUUCCUCUUCUUCUUCUUCUUCUGCUGCUGCUGCUGAUAAUGCAAAUGCCUGCUGCCAUGGUGUCAGCAACUCGCUUCGUCAACAUCUUCAACUCAGCCAUCCAGUAGCAGGAAGUCAUACAAACUUCAGAUGCCAUGCUCCUCCUCUGGGAAAAGUUAUGGCGAUCGGCCCCAGGAUGCCUUGGGAGCAGGUCCAUCAGCGGAACUGUAUUGAUUCGUCCCUUCCGGCACUGUGGCUCCAUCAGGGAGAUCAAAACCGCUCGCAUCGGCGGCAUCAGUUGAUGCCGCCCAAUGUCUCGAUGCCGCCUUCCUCAGAGGCUGAGACUAAGAUAUUAGAGGAAAUGGCAGAAGACUCGGAAACAACCUCUUUGUCGGUUGCUGAUGAAAUAGGGUUUACAGGGGUCCAUCAUGUGGCGGUUCUCUGCGAGAAUCUGGAGAGAUCGCUCGACUUUUAUAUCGGCGUUCUGGGCCUUCAAGUCAAUCAUGACCGUCCAGCAGACAAACUGCCAUAUAGAGGCAGUUGGCUUUGGGUUGGGGAGGGGAUGAUUCAUCUCAUGGAGCUGCCGAAUCCUGACCCUAAGACAGGACGUCCUGAGCACGGUGGACGUGACCGCCAUGCAUGCAUCUCCAUUUCAGACAUCACUCCUCUCCAGGAAGCGCUUGACAAGGCCGGUAUUCCCUAUACAAUGAGCAAGUCGGGACGGCCAGCUCUGUUCACUCGGGAUCCCGAUGCAAACACGUGGGAGUUUGUGCAACUGCCUUGACAGGCGUCCGUCCACCCAAGCUGAGGACACAUGCCGUACUCUUCAGGUAUCUCCGUUGGUCUGCUCUCUCAUCUGCUAAAAUGUGACUCCAAAAGUCACAAGCUUGUUUGUUGUUGAAUGAGUGAUGAAUGAACAUGCCUUUGUUUUUGUUUUUUUUGUGAUAAAAAGAGUGGCAACUUAGCAAUCAAUGCAACUUCAGAAAUAUUUCCUUCUCCUUACGUUCGUUCGUCCUAAUCCGAACGUUGUUCAUCAUUGGAUUGAAGUUUGAAAAAGGUCUGUUGAAGAGUAGGAGCAUUAAAAGAGUUUAGUUGUAUGGGACAGGCUGGGAAUAGCAAUCAAUGCUGCAACUUCAGGAAUAUAUUCCUUUCGCCUUAUGUUCAUCCAUAUCCUAACCUUCCUCUUUUGGUUUGAAAGCUUUAGAAUAGUUUGUUGAAUAGUAGUAGGAGGAGCAUUUACUAGCAAUCAAUGCAACUUCAGGACUAUUCCUUUCGCCUUUCGUUCAUCCAAAUUGUGACCUCCUUCACUGGAUUGAAGUUUGGAAAUACUUUGCUGGAUGGUAGGAGCAUUUAAGGAAUGUAUAAGACAGGCUGGGAAAGCGGAAAGCGGAAAGCGGAUUAAUUUGUAGAAGUCUCCUUGGCACUAACUAA
Chara braunii is the source of this 2451-nucleotide messenger RNA. The record is from the annotation of a GenBank genome assembly. Lineage: Eukaryota; Viridiplantae; Streptophyta; Charophyceae; Charales; Characeae.